CUGAACCCCUAGCGGUGGUCACGGUGCUGCCUGAUCAAAAAUGGCACAUUAACAUUACAACAUUCAGGCUCACAGCCAACAUACUGUAUGUCCGUUCCCACGCUUCUGUCUUCACACUGUUUUUGCUGGCAAGAAGUGCUGCGUGUGUUGAUGACUAACAUGCGCCGCGGCUUGUAUGCCAGCACUGUCACCACCGCGCACAUCAUGUCCAUCAAAAAAAAUAAAAGUAUCGGUAUUUUUCAAAAGCAGCAUGACACCAUUGUUAAUUCAUUGGUACCGCGGUACUUUAUUAGCACCAGUAUACCGUACAACCAGGGCCGGCCCGUGGCAUAGGCCGUAUAGGCAAAUGCUAAGGGCGCCGUCCAUCAGGGGGCGCCACGCCAGUGCCACAAAUGUUGGAGAAAAAAAAAGAAAAAAAAUAAGUUGGUACUAUUAUUUCUAAAUACAAAAAAUAAUCCCACGUUAAUUAAAAUGCAAAGUAAAGCCUAUUUAACAGAAAUAUUAUUUGUUACAACAUUACGCCCCCCCCCCCCCUCCUCCCCCCGCACGGUGCGCCCCUUCCUUCCCGUAUCAUGACUCUUUUUGGACGUCACCACAUCAAAAAAUCAACACAAGAUGCCAAAACUGUCAGGUGCCCAGGGAAGAAAAAAGAGAAAAGAAGAGGAGGAGAAACGAGAAAAGACAGAGGUAGCAGCCACAGGACCAAAGCCUCCGGCUGGCCGCCCCCUUCAGGGACGUGGUCCGCCUCGCAGGGAGCCCCCAAUGGAUGGGACACGGGCGCCAAUAGAGAGGGGCGUGACUGCUACUUCAACCAAUUCAGCCAAAGCAUCUCCCUGGAAGAGGUCCGCCUAGAUGGAGACAAGUUUGUGCCGCCAGCACCCCGGAAGGUGGAGAUGAGACGCGACCCAGUACUCGGCUUUGGCUUUGUGGCGGGCAGUGAGAAACCUGUGGUGGUCCGCUCAGUCACACCAGGGGGCCCAUCAGAAGGCAAGUUAAUCCCAGGGGACGAGAUCAUCAUGAUCAAUGAUGAGCCUGUCAGUUCUGCACCCAGGGAGAGGGUUAUUGACCUCGUCAGGAGCUGCAAAGAGUCCAUUUUGUUGACCGUCGUUCAGCCAUACCCAUCACCCAAGUCGGCGUUCAUCAGCGCAGCCAAGAAGGCCAAGUUAAAGACCAACCCUGUUAAAGUCCGCUUUGCCGAAGAGGUCAUCAUCAAUGGCCAGCUCCCUGAAACUGUGAAGGACAACUCUCUUCUUUUUAUGCCAAAUGUUCUGAAGGUCUACCUGGAGAACGGCCAGACUAAAUCGUUUAAAUUUGACAGCAACACUUCUAUUAAGGAUGUCAUCUUGACCCUGCAAGAGAAGCUUUCCAUUAAGAGCAUCGAACACUUCUCUCUGAUUCUGGAGCAGCGAGCCGAAGGAUCAGCCAGCAGGCUCAUGCUCCUGCAUGAGCAAGAGAUGCUAACUCAGGUGACAAAGAGGCCAGGGUCAAACAAGAUGAAGUGUUUUUUUCGCAUCACUUUUGUCCCAAAGGACCCCCUCGAGCUGCUUAGAAGAGAUGCAAUAGCAUUUGAGUACCUCUAUGUCCAGAGCUGUAAUGAUGUUGUACUGGAGAGAUUCGGGUCGGAGCUAAAAUAUGACACUGCUCUCCGUCUUGCUGCACUGCAAAUGUAUAUUCUAACCAUCAAUACCAAGCAGUCGCAAAAAGUGUCCCUCAAGUACAUCGAGAAGGAAUGGGGUCUAGGCUUGUUCCUGCCCCCUGCAGUGCUGUCAAGCAUGAAAGAGAAGAACAUCAAAAAAGCCCUUACUCACAUCCUCAAAACCAACCAGAACCUGGUUCCACCUGGUAAAAAGCUAACUGCCUUGCAGGCUAAGGUCCAUUAUCUGAAGUAUCUCAGUGACUUGAGGCUCUAUGGAGGCCGAGUGUUUAAGUCUACACUUAUUCAAGGCGAGAAGCACACAGAUGUGACUUUGCUGGUCGGGCCCAGAUAUGGCAUUAGCCAUGUGAUUAACACCAAAACCAACCUGGUGGCACUUCUGGCUGAUUUCAGCCAUGUCAAUCGCAUUGAGAUGUAUGCAGAAGAUGAAAACAAAGUCCGAGUGGAGCUCCAUGUUCUGGAUGUUAAGCCCAUUACUCUGUUAAUGGAAUCUACUGACGCAAUGAAUUUGGCCUGCCUGACUGCUGGCUACUACAGAUUACUGGUGGACUCUCGGCGUUCUAUCUUCAAUGUGGCCAAGAACACUGACAAUCAUGCAGCCAGGAUAAAGCAGAACUACCAGCCCAUUGAAUGCACGUACAGCACGCCCCAAAAGGGAUAUGAAGACAGGAACAACCAGAGGUGCAGCCAAGACUUUUCAGACCCGGAGUUUGAAUACUUGGAACGUGGCAAAUGUGAAGGCCCACCAGCCUACAUGGCAGAGCUCCACCAGGCUCAGCACUCAAUACAUAUGGCAGAAAGAGCAGAGUUCUGCCGGUUACCAUGCUCCCAAACAUACCUUAAUGUCCCAAGAACCAAAGACCAAGAACCCUCUAGGAGUGCAAAAGUAUCUUUCAUAUUUGGAGAUCCUCCCUUAGACACUGUUAACCCCCAAAAUCUCGGCUACCAGAGACUGAUGGACGAAAGUUCAGAAAUAAUAGACAAUCACAGCCCCGUGUACAGGCGUCUUGAUGAGGACUACAAGAUGAUGGACGCCCUUGAAGACGGCGAUGGGUAUCAAUAUUCAACCAAAAUGUUCGAGGAGCCGCUGCUGCACGAUAUCUGCUAUGCAGAAACAACAGAUGAUGCUGAGGACGAGGAUGACAUCAGCUGCGAAGAGGACAUAAUGAUGAGUGACAUUGACAAACCUGCAUUGCUCUCCCUCUCAGAGUCCAGUGAUGACAUCAUUGACUUGACCUCCCUUCCACCGCCACCAGAGGGCAACGAUGAGGAGGAUAAUGACGUACUGCUGCACUCUCUUAAUCUGGCCAUCGCUGCUCCUCCUCCUGGCUUCAGGGACAGCUCAGAUGAGGAGGAGCACCAGGAGGCUGGGAAUCAGGCCCAGGGGGGCCGCAAUGAUAUCCCAGUGUCCCUCAUAGAUUCAGUGCCCGUCCGUAGAGCACAGAACCAGGGGGAGCCCUUCGACGAGGCUGUUGUGUCUACUUUGCAGGCACUUGAAGCCCUUGCUGCAUCUGAGGAACCCGCACAAUCUGAGAACAACACAGGUGUACAAAUGUUACGAGCGUUUAGUCCCGAGUCAUCAGAUUCUGGCAAUGAGACCAACUCGUCCGAGAUGACGGAAAGCUCCGAGCUGGCCAUCGCACAGAGGCACUCGGACAACCACCUGAGGAUGCAUGUAGGUGUGACGGAUGUUUACCACACCACCAAUGAUGAAAAGACAGAGGCACUUGGCGAUGGCGGAGCCGGGACUGUGCAGGAACAACAGGUUGAAGAGCUCAAAUCUGCUGCCACUGCUUCCUCCCAGCUUUUCCACUCAGAUGGUGGAGAGAUGGAGCCAGAGACAAUGGAAAUCAAAUCGGUCAGUGACUACUUCACUAAGAUGCACAUUGGCUCACUUAUGAGCAGGCACGGAGGAAAACAGCGGGAGCCAGAGAACCGAAUCCAAAGAGAGAUGUGUAAUUCUUCUGAAAGAUGUCAGGUGACCUCCCAAGAGCUAGCUAAAGAAGAGGAGACGCAUCUUGUUGGAAAGUACAACACGUUCACUGUGAGAGAUUCCUAUUAUGUGAAUCAGCUCGAUCUGGGACGAACUCCACUCCAAGACCAGCAUCGAAAAUGGCUGCACAGAGCGCCCGGAAACAAAAUGGACGAGACUAUCUCUCCAGAAUAUGUGAAUGAGUCAGAGGCCUCCCACACAGACAGGUUGGCAGUGAAGGGAGGGAAACAGGAUUCAGAUGAAAGAAGCCAACCGUCAAAUGUCCAACUCCGCUCUCCCUCUAAAGAACCGGAGGUGGCUGAUACUUCACGGGACGGUGAUCAGCAGAUUAAGAAUGCGCCGUCGGAUCAAGAUGUCACAAGACUAUACGAAUACCACUUGAGCAAGCGCAUGUCAUCCUUGCAGAGUGAGGGGGCUCAUUCUCUUCAAAGUUCACAAUGUUCCUCCAUAGACGCCGGCUGUAGCACGGGCAGCAGCAGUUGUGUCACUCCAAUGGAUUCCCCUCUCUGUGCUACAGACAACACACACAUACUGUCCGAGUCCUCGCUAAAGGGGCUGAGUUAUGUAACCUCUGCUGAGGAAAAGGCCUAUGUUCCCAUAGGCCAAAAUAAGGAGCACACGCAACUGAGGAAGAACCAUGUACCCAACAGUGCACAGGGCGGGUUUGGAAAUAGCCGGGACAGCGGUCACAGAUUGUCUAAGAUCAAGGAAACCACAGCCUGCGCACAGCAGUGGACGGGUGGAGAAGAGUCAUCUUUAAGUCUCUGUCACGAGAGCAGCAACACCACUACAGCCAUGUCACCAUCGUUAUUAAAAAGCUGCACACAGCACAGUGGGCUAGUUUGCGCCCGACCAGAGUCCGACCCACAUGCCUUGCUUUACCCCUCGAGCGCAUCCUCCUGUGACAUUCUCAAAGGUAGCCUCAGGAAGCCACGCAAGGUUCACAUGCACAGGAGAAGCUGGAGCACCCUAAUGCAAGGCUCCAGGAGCUUCGAGGCAUUGUUGGAGAGGACCAAAGCCACGUUUACGGGGAAGAGUGGUGGCCAGAGUCCAGAGUCCCAACAUGGAGCAAAAGUCCAGCGCGUAUCUUAUGCCAAAACCGUCCCCAAAAGUUUCUCCCAUGGUUCAGUUGCCUCUAAUUCAGCAUGUGGAAGACUGCCACGGUCGCCGACAAUGCGGCUGGAUGCAGGUGCACUGAGAUGCCACGGGCCGGUCACUUGCUGCUUCAUUCGUAGACCGAAGAACACAGAGCAUGCUGACAGGGAGCCCUCCCAGCUCGUGUUCUCUGACAAGAGCGUCGCAGUGAAAGGCAUGAACCUGGACGCGAGGUUGGCUCGUGUAAAUUCAAUGAAGGGCAAGACCUACAGCCUUCGCACAGGGUUUGCACUCGCACGGACGGACGCCUUGGAGAUUGUCGGCUUGCUGCGUUCCAGCCACACAUCUAGAGGCGGCAACGCGCCGGCCGGCGACGCUGACAUGGCGACAUUCUCCCAACUGCUCGUCACGCAGGCCAAAGUGCUGAGCGGCGCCUGCGGUCAGAUGGCUGCGGAGUACGGCAGCCCGGAAGAGCUGUUGCUCACUCUGACCCACAGCUUUCACACACUCUGCUGCCUAACGCAGGCCUGCAUGUCCUUAGCGGAAGGCCUGUGUGGCGACACGGAGCGGUGCGAAGUGGUCGCCAAGGUGGACGAGGUUGUCAUCAACUACGUGUGUCUGCUAAAAACCGCAGAGGCAGCCAUGGCGAGCGCCCUCGGCGAUCCAAGCGUGGAAGCGUUGACGUAUCAGUCUGCCAACAUGUCGGCUAUCAUAAACACACUAAUUCAUUUCAUGACCACACUGAGCAUCAAAUAACCUAUUGAUUUUAAAGCCAUACAAACGUACGGAGCCCCUACAGCAGGGGUGUUGAACUCAAAUACAGAGUGGGCCAAAAUUUAAAAGUGAACAAAGCCGCGGGCCAAGGUUGAACAAAUUAACCUUUUAAUAGGGACCCAAACAAGUUUUGCAUUGAAUAUUGAACAAGCAAGGCUUAUAUAACUUUAUAAUGACAUGCAAAAUCCAGUUUCAAAUAAUAAUAAUAAUUAUUAAAAAAUAUCAAUGGCAUAUCAAAUACAAUUUAAAAAAAAAUGGAAUGCCUCUUUUUUAUUUGCAGCCUUCUGAGGUAAAUUUCAACAUUAACUUUUUCCACAGGACUUUAAACUGCUCAGUUUGCAACACACUGAUCUAAUCUGAUGUGCCCAAGCCAGAUACCUGCCAUCUUUUCUUGGAUGCUAGUUCAUUAAUGUCGGGGCUCAGGCUUUGAGCUGAGGCAACCUUCAUUAUUGAACGAAGGUGUUCAUCAGUCAUUAUAUCUCGUCCACCCGGACCACAGUCUUGGGGGCGUGCUUUAAAGGCACUGCGUUUAUCGUCCUCUACGAGCUGUUGUCACGUCUGCUUUUCAUCCAUUCCAACAUCGUGCCGGCCCGUCUGGGCCAGCAUUCGCUGGACUGGGUGAAAAGCGGACGUGACGAUUUUUGGGAGGGGCACUGAAAUUUGAAAGUCUCCCGGGAGGGUUGGCAAGUAUGAGAAUUAGCGGUGAAUGCGGUGUUAUCGCGGCACCGCCGCUGAAUAUGAUCGGCGGGCCAGCUCUAGUGUUAAUUUGAUAUCGCCUCAAGGGCCAAGUGAAAUUACACGGCGGGCCAUAUUUGGCCCGCGGGCCAGAGUUUGACACCCAUGCCCUAGAGGGACAUGGAGGGAAAAAAUGUUUUACGAGAUCUUGCAAAAGGUUUUUUCCUAUGAACCGGAAGUACAACAUACACAGCGAUGGUGAACCGGAAGUGAAACAGACACAGCGAUGGAGGAGCCUACCCAUCAUCCGUGGGAGAAGUUUAUUGAUUUCUAUUUUGUCUGUCUGUUUCACUUCCGGUUCACUGACAUAGGCAAAAAUGUAUUGCGAGAUCUCGCCAAACAUUUUCUUCCCUCCAUGUCCCUUUAGGGGCUCCGUACAAACGAGACAUGGGUGUGACCACAAUGUGAAGUGCUGUGAACAAAAGAAAUAUAUUGCCUUGUGUACACACUAUUUUAUUAAAAAAAUUUAGAAAUUCAAUAUAUGAUUCACAGAAUUUUAAAAAGAUUUAAGCCUUCUAAGAUGCAUAUCCACCCAAGUAUUUAAGAGUAUAUACUAAUAAUUAUUACAAUUAUUUAUAGAUUUCAUUACAGACUUCUAGAUCAUAAAAAAAUCAUCACAAUAUUCUGUUUAUAAAAUGGAAAAAUAUAUAUUAUGUUGGAGAAAUACUGUGUACAGCUCUUGACAAAUCAUUGCACAGGACAUCAUCAAAUUAAAAGAAUGCACUUUUUCAUGUUCUGGGUACUUACUUACAAGGACACUGUGUACAUUUUCCUGUUAUUUUUUGGACGCAUUAAAGAGAUAGCAAAAUUAUAAAACUUCAAA
Nerophis lumbriciformis (worm pipefish) is the source of this 7074-nucleotide messenger RNA. NCBI's taxonomy places the organism in Eukaryota, Metazoa, Chordata, Actinopteri, Syngnathiformes, Syngnathidae. The record is from RefSeq and is a predicted model, not a curated record.